UCUGCCGCUGUGGCUGUUGCUAAAGGGAGGAGAAAAUCUCACGACGGAGGGCUUCUUAAAUCUUUCAUUACCAUUUAGGUCCUUUGCAGGACUGUAACCAGAACUUGACUGUAAAACCAACGCGUAACCAGCCUGACUGUAACAGUAAUUACCACCCAGCCGUCAGAAUAGUCGCACCGUGGCUGAGCUGAACGAUGGUGAAGCCAGACAUUCACACUCUGGCCCACCACCUGAAGCAGGAGCGUCUGUAUGUGACAUCUGAGAAGCAGCUCAUCCAGCGGUUGAACAAUGAGGUGCUAAAGACAGCAGAGAAGCUCUACCGCACAGCCUGGAUAGCCAAACAGCAAAGGAUCAACCUUGACCGCCUCAUCCUCACCAGUGCGGAGGCCUCCCCAGCAGAAUGCUGCCAGCAUGCCAAAGUGCUGGAGGACACACAGUUUGUGGAUGGUUAUAAGACACUAGGCUUUCAGGAGAGCAUCUAUGGGGAGUUCUUGGGCCGUUUGAGGGAGAAUCCGCGGUUGGUGGCCUCUUGUCUGGUGGCAGGAGAGAGACUCAAUCAUGAGCACACACAGGGAGUCAUAUACACAGUUUUCACCUCACUCUAUGGAAACUGCAUCAUGCAAGAGGAUGAAAGCUACCUGCUGCAGGUACUACGCUAUUUGGUGGAAUUUGAGCUUAAGGAAAAUGACAACCCUCGGCGCCUUCUACGGCGAGGCACGUGUGCCUUCAGUAUCCUCUUUAAACUCUUCUCUGAAGGCCUGUUUUCAGCCAAGCUCUUCCUCACUGCCACCCUCCACGAACCCAUCAUGCAACUGCUGGUGGAGGACGAGGACCAUCUAGAGACAGAUCCAGCCAAACUGAUCGAAAGCUUCACCCCGGCCCAGCAGAUGCGGCUGUUUGGGGAGAAGGGGACAGAUGAGUACCGCAGAAAGGUUCAAGAAGCUGUGGAGGCCAAUGAGGCCAAGCUGGUGACCCUUGUUAACUCCUUUAUUGGCUACCUGAAGCAGAACACCUACUGCUUCCCACAGAGCCUGCGCUGGAUUUUGUCUCAGAUGUAUAAGACAUUGGCACGAGUGGAGAGGUUAGAGGUCGGGGAGGUGAGGACGAUGUGCACUGACCUGCUGCUCACAUGUUUCAUCUGCCCAGCCAUUGUCAACCCCGAGCAGUACGGCAUCAUCUCGGAUGCACCAGUCAAUGAGGUGGCGCGUUUCAACCUUAUGCAGGUGGGGCAGUUGUUGCAGGAGUUAGCCAUGUCUGAUGCAGAUGAUGGAGACCCUCGACGUAAAAGCAGUUUAUCAAAGUUUGAUAAGACAUGUGUUGCUGCCUUUUUGGAUGUCGUCAUUGGUGGAAGAGCUGUUGAGACUCCACCAAUGUCCUCAAUUAACUUGCUGGAAGGCCUAACACGGACUGCGGUUUACAUGACUCAUAAUCAGCUUUUGGCUCUGGUGGACUUUGUGCGUAGUGUGCCGACAGGCGAUCAGCUCAGAGAAGAGGAUCACCUUGCUCUGGAAACCCUACUGGCCAAUGUACCUCAGUCCCGCACCACGAAGAGCAACAGUUUUGAACUCACGCCCUCUAACACGCCCCAGCUCUCCCCAGCCACCACGCCUGCCAACAAGAAGAACAAACUCCCCAUUGGACAACAGUUGGUUGCCAUAACGUGUUGGGAGCCCACUGCCCUGUCCGCUCAUAUACCUUUAGUAACCCCAUUUGGCUCUCGCAGCCGUAGCCGGUCCAACGUGGCCCAGGAGGGUGAGAUUGAGGCAAGCUCUCAGGAGUCUCUGCAGGAAGUCAUGCCAGAGGAAGUGCUAGUCAUCUCAAUUGGAAGCUUAAUACAGACCGUACCUGGAAUGAUGUCAGAAAAUGAGGUCCUGACUCUUCAUCUUGGAGACGGUGGACAAGGAGAUGCCCCAGUCGAUGACACCAAACUGCACGGCAAACCCGACAAAACACUCCGCUUCUCACUCUACAGCGACAACCUGGAGGGCAUUUCUGAGGGGCCAUCUAACCGCUCAAAUUCAGUCUCAUCUUUGGACUUGGAGGUGGAAUCUGUGUCAGAAGGAGGACCGGGGCCCUCUGGUAGUAAUGGUGCAGAGGCCUUGCAGCUACUUGAACAUGAACAAGCCACCACUCAGGAUAAUUUGGAUGAUAAACUGCGCAAGUUUGAGAUUCGGGACAUGAUGGGCCUGACGGAUGACCGGGACAUUUCUGAGACUGUCAGUGAGACAUGGAGCACAGAUGUCCUGGGUAGUGACUUUGACCCCAAUAUGGAUGAGGACAGAUUGCAGGAGAUUGCAGGGGCUGCGGCAGAGAAUGCACUGGGGAGCUUGCUUUGUCUGCCUGUUCUUCUGGACCCAUACGGUUCUACCAUUUCUGAGACGACGAGCGAGGCAUGGAGCGUAGAGGUGCUACCCAGUGACUCAGAAGCUGCAGAUCUGAAGCAGGAAGAACGCUUACAAGAGCUAGAGAGCUGCUCUGGUGUUGGUAGCACUUCAGAUGACACAGAGGUCAGAGAGGUCAGCUCCCGACCCAGCACCCCAGGGCUCAGUGUUGUUUCAGGCAUCAGUGCCACAUCAGAGGACAUCCCCAAUAAGAUUGAGGACCUACGCUCAGAGUGCAGCUCAGACUUCGGAGGCAAAGACUCCGUGACCAGUCCAGAUGGAGAGGACACUGCACAUGGGGCUCACAGUCUGUCCUGCACACCCUCUCAAACUGACUCACUGCUGGCCAUGUUCGAUCCUCUCUCCUCUGGAGAAGGCUCUUCUACUGGAACCAUUGUGCGGCCCAAGGUACACUAUCCCCGUCCCCCUCACCCUCCACCUGACCCACCCAUUCCAGAGGCCAGCAUACCAGGCCACCAGGAGCCUCGCCCACCCCUCUUUGCCCCCCAUCUGACCCAGAGUGACCUGGAGCAUCCCAAGCAGAGGCAUUCUUACACUGAAAGGCUGGUGAGGAGCCGCAGCACAGAUGUGGUGUCUUCUGGCCGCAGACCCAACAGCGAUCCCGGACUGAACCGCAGGACCAUGAUGGAGGAGAGAGACCCCGCCGGGGCAUUCUCCACAGGGCCUACCUCUUCUCCUAGCAAGGACUCACUCAAAGGAGAGUCUGAGGACAGGAAGGACAGUGAUGAUGAGAAGUCUGAUAGGAACAGACCCUGGUGGAAGAAGCGCUUUGUUCCUGCUAUUCCUAAAGUGCUCUAUUGGACUGCAGAGGGUGAACUCCCAGUGCCAAUUGGAGGUCUAAGAAAGCGGGACAAGCCAGAGAAAGACGAGCAAGGAGCGGAGAGGAUCUCUCAAGGUUUGUCAGAUGAGCCAUCAAUGCUCAGGCAAAGCUCCAAGACCCAGUCAGCAGAGGCAAUAAUGGACAAGUACAUCAGGUACAUGGAGAAACGGCCCAUUCCUAGUGAUGUAGUAGCUGCAGGACCCUAUGUUGGACAAGAGCCAUGCAGGGAAGGAGAGAGUGAGCAUGACUCUCCAAAAGAUGAAGCUCUGCAAAACAUCUCUGCAGAUGACAUGCCAGACUCAGCCAGUCAGACGGCCCCACCUCAGGACAAGACAUUCUCCUUCAGUGAUAUAAAGAAGAAAUUACGACUGGCACUAUGCUCAGCAGAUUCAGUCGUUUUUCCAAUCAUUCCUCCUGCAACAACACGCAACGGCCUCCCAGACCAUGCAGACCCUGAAGACAACGAGAUCGUGUGCUUUCUGAAGGUGCAGCUGGCGGAGGCCAUUAACCUGCAGGAUAAGAACCAGAUGGCUCAGAUCCAGGAGACUACGCGCUGUGUCAGCCACCUCGACCCCCGCACCUGCAGAAAACUGCUCACUGCCAUGGCAGAGGACUACAGGAAGCGGGCUCCAUACAUUGCUUAUCUUACUCGUUGCCGACAAGGCCUGCAGACUUCUCAGGCUCAUCUGGAGAGACUCCUGCAGAGAGUGCUAAGAGACAAAGAAGUGGCGAACCGUUAUUUCACUACCGUCUGCGUCCGACUGCUGCUGGAACACAUGGAGUCCAAGAUGCUUGACUUCAUCAAAGCAUUUCAGGGUUGCACAGCAGCUGACGAUAAGACUGCAGCGGUGGAGGAUUUCCUGCGUUACUUAUACGGAGCUAUGGCCCACGAUGCCAUUUGGCAGUUCGCCAGCGAGGAGCAGCUCCAGGACGCCCAGAUGGCCAUCGAACGCAGCGUCAUGAAUCGCAUUUUCAAACUGGCAUUCUAUCCCAAUCAGGAUGGGGACAUCCUCAGAGACGAGCUUUUCUUGGAGCACAUUCAACGUCUAUCCAAAGUGGUGACAGCCAAUCACAAGGCAUUGCAGAUCCCAGAGGUGUAUCUAAAGGAGGCGCCAUGGCCCUCCGCACAAGCCGAGGUCAGGACGAUCAAUGCUUACAAGACCCCUCGAGAUAAAGUGCAGUGUAUCCUGCGCAUGUGCUCCACUAUUAUGAACCUGCUCAGCCUGGCCAAUGAGGAUGCUGUACCUGGGGCUGACGACUUUGUCCCUGUGCUUGUUUUUGUUCUAAUUAAAGCGAACCCACCCUGCCUUCUGUCCACCAUUCAGUACAUCAAUAAUUUCUAUGCCAGCAGGCUGAGUGGGGAGGAGUGCUAUUGGUGGAUGCAGUUCACUGCUGCUGUGGAAUUCAUUAAAACCAUUGACGAUCGCAAGUGAAGCAGAACAGCCACCUGUAUGGGCAGACUGUAGGAAGGAGAUGGCGAAAGCGAGAGAGAGAGGACACGGAGUGGACAAAUACUCUCCCCUUCACCUAGACCACAAAUAAAGGUGUUGCCUCAGUCUGUAUAACUGUAUAUAGAGGCAGAAACACUUCAAGUUUAAAAACGAUCAAAUAUUUGAUAUGAUCAUGGCAGGUUUUACUGUGGGGUAUUAAUUGAAAAAAGAAAUUAUAAUAAUAAUACAGCCUAGUGGAAAUGGCUGAUGGCGACUUUGCCUCUACUGAUCUCUAUUAUAACCUGCAUCACUUUUUCUGUAGUACUGGGGGAGGUGCUGGGACUUUGAAUACAAUUUUAUAUAAAAUAUUAAGCAAGUAAUUAGCUCUGUUAUAAGAUACCUAUCAUAUGAAAAAGGGACCAUGAACUACCUGCAAUGAUCAUGUUUGUAUCAGGACACUCCAGAGGGGAAUCGAUGAUUCUAGCCUCCUUGUGUAAACCGUGCAAUCUUAACCCCAUUCAAAGCUAAUUGUCAGAGGAUUCAUAUCAAAGAACGCAUCACUAUAGAUGCUACCAAUGUAUCAAUGUUACAGUAUAUCAAAUAAUCAUGCCAUUAUUUUAAUAGGGCAGCUUGUUCUAUGAAUGUAAACAGGUGUUGUCAUUUAUUGUACAUUUCUUUACUACGUUUCCCAGACAAUUUGGAAAUAAGGGCCCACAUAUUUAUAAUAAAUAAAAAAAAUGUAUUUAUUACUUAACUCCUGUAUUUAAUCUUUUUGUUUUUGUAUUUACAGUCUUGUCUGAUUAAUUUGUAGGACAGAAGGCAGUUCAAUGCACAGUUUGGUUGAUAAGAAGUUGUAGUAAUACAUGCACAUAAAACUCACGAAGAGCUGCUAAAACAGGGUGUCUUCACAUUAGCUGAUUGUUUUUCGGUGUUGUAAGUUAGUGCCUUGCAGAGGUUUGGAGUAUAUAACACUGAUUCUUUUAGUUUUGGUAGAUUUUCUGCCACAUCUUGAAUUUCCUGUCUUCCUUGAGUUUGAGGAACUCUGACCAGUCAAAGGCAAGCCAUGCAAAACAACAGUACUGUAGCACAUAAAUUAGAAAGAUUACCCAUUAAUUGACAUUUAGAACAUGGAUUGCUUUUGUUGAAUUUGUGAAAAUUACAAGAUUGUGAAAAUCUUGACUGCUUGUUUUCACAAUAUAGUCUGUUGUAUGUGAUCAUACCAAUUGAUAUGAGAUGUAUGAUGAAGACUUCAAGUAUUUAAAUGCGUUUCAUUUGAAUUUGUGGUCUUUAUCAUUAGUGAUGUUGUCCCAAGGAAAUGUUUGUUUUUAUUUUGCUCGUUGCUGAUGUUAAAUUCCAUGUAUUGUUUCAGAAUCCUUUCUUUACUAGUUUGAUUCAAAGCCAUGUUCCAUUUUGCAAUGGAAAUCCCAAGGACAAAUACUAGUUAGGAUGGCUAUUCCCUUGCCUAUAACAGAACGUCUCCCAAAUUUACAGUAGUGCCUCUCAUUGGUUAGUUUAGGGUAUAUAUUGUAGUUGAUAUCAAAGAAUAUUGAACACUGUGGCAUGCUCCUCAUCAGUGCUGAGAACGGAUGGGUAAUAGUUUAGGUAGUGUAUUAUGAAUUGAUGUAGUUGAGAAAAAUCGAUCUGAUUUGAUAUUUGGCGUGCUGCGGGCUACCUCGUGUCAUUUCCAUAAAAGCUAGCUCAUGUCCUUCAGUCUCUGUGUUUAUAACUGUCUUUGCGAUUGCAUACAUCAAACCGCAGUAUAGAAAAUAAUGCUUUGCUUUGUUGCAGUUAAUCUAAUGAUAUCUUUAUUAACUUUCCAUUAACCUUUGCACAUAGAACUGGGGUGAAAGAACUGUACCCUUGAUAUUUUGAUACUGUAUUGUCUAAGACUUUCCCCUUUAAAUCUCUGUUUUAAUAACUGAUCACGUGUGCUCAUUAAGAUGCCAUGAAAAUGUUCUACAGGAGGGCUGAAUGUUGAUUUUGGUCCUAAAAAUAGUAGAUGCACUUAGAACAAUUAGUUCUACCUCCUGCCAUGCUAGUAUAGAAGGCAUGACUAAAAUGUUGUAAUGCCUUAUUUUUCUCCUAGCUUUGUAGCCAUUAGAGCUGUGUACAUAUUUUAUUCCUGUCCAUCUGAUUUAAAUGGUGCAUGAACUCUGUAUGCUGAUCACCAGUUGUUAUGGCCAUGUAAAAUCUCUGCUCUUGCACAAACCGAACCCAAGCAUCAGCUGCAAGAAUCUGUUUAUUUCCAGUGCACUUUAAACAUUUAUAUUCUAUAUCAAUUGUUAUAACUGACUAUCUUCAUGUUACUAAAUCCAAUAUAAACAUGUAUCACCCUUUCAACAUUUUCUGUAUAUGGAAUUAGCUAGUAUUGAUUUAUAACUUUAAUGUUACAAAUGGUUCAGGCUGAAGUGUUUUCCAACAUUAUUUGGGUGCUCUGUUUAAUUGCAUUGGUUGGAUAUUUUAAAUUAGCAGCAAUUUUGCAUCUGCAUCUUCCUGAGAUUAGUUUCCAAAGGAAUCAAAGACUAUAUUUUCAAAUAUUCAUGACAUGUACUUUUACUGAUAAUUCUUUUGUGUAAAGUCUGUCCUAACAAAUAUAUGCAGCUUGAGGUUUGACUAACCUGUGACAAAUAAUUUGAAGAGUUAAUUCUAAUUUAUUUACUCCUAUUUUCUUAAAAAUGUGUUUAUCUCAAAAUUGAAUGGUUGGUAUUUUGCAUACAGUUUUGUGCAUUUUAAACCGGAAGAAACAAAGUUGACAGAGUUACUGUCAACCUGAACCAUCGGCCAUAUUCAAACCCAUAAGGCUAACCUAAUGUUUAAGGCCUCAGAUGGAACUCUUUUAUUUGAACAUAUGAUUUGGGUAAAAUUCACUACGAUUGAUUUGAAAACGGUAUUGUGCAAAACCAACUUGCGUAUCCUCACCAAUGCUCCACAUAAAUGAUGUGUUGGAAUAAACAGGGUUUUGCGGGGACUGAAAUUUCUAAGACUCAGACAGAACUAGCUUAAUGUUAAUGUUUGCACAGAUGUGUUGAUUGGGAGCAAGGCAUUAUACUCUUUGAAUCUAUAUUGAGCUUUAUAAUCCCUAGCAUAUAAUGUUGGUCCUCUAUUUUGAGUGCAGAGCAUGCUCAUGAGAAUUAUGGGUGAUGCUUUCGAUUUGUGAGCUUACAUUGUCAGGCUCCUGUUGGGAAAGUAUGUUGUGUGUUAUGUGAUUUAAAAUCAAUCUGUGCAUAUUUCUUUACAAAUUUAUUAAAAGAGACUUUUG
Messenger RNA from Xyrauchen texanus (razorback sucker), 7911 nucleotides. Its product is annotated as GTPase-activating protein and VPS9 domain-containing protein 1-like. Gene Ontology annotation, biological process: vesicle-mediated transport; regulation of GTPase activity. Gene Ontology annotation, cellular component: cytosol; endocytic vesicle. The transcript is spliced from 29 exons. Gene Ontology annotation, molecular function: small GTPase binding; guanyl-nucleotide exchange factor activity. Bases 195 to 4655 code for a protein of 1486 amino acids. NCBI's taxonomy places the organism in Eukaryota, Metazoa, Chordata, Actinopteri, Cypriniformes, Catostomidae. The record is from RefSeq and is a predicted model, not a curated record.